UCAAUUCAGUUCAAUCCAACCCAAUUCCAUCAAAACCACACCCUAACCAACCACACUCCACGACCCUCCCUCUGACCUCCUCCGACCUCCAACCGGAGAACAACCAAGAUGGUCCUCGACGACGCCUCCCCCCAAGGCACAACAGACACAAUGGGCGCCCCCCUCCCCGCCGACAGCUUCGUGCCCCCGAACCCCGAAUUCCCGAUCCCAAAAUACCACCCAGCGCAAGUGCGCCCAGAGACAGUCGUACGCCCGGACCUCUUCAUAAUGGCAUUCUACCCGGGCCCACAAGCCUGGCGCAGGAAACUCACCGCAACGAUCAACCGACGUCUCCUCACGAUCCAAGCCGUGGCCGAGCGACCCGUGCGACAGGAGGAAGUCGACGCGAUAACGCAGCACGCCAGCCGCAAGGUGUACUACGAGCGAUUCGGCGCGCCGGUCGGGCUCGCAGUGACAUACUGGUCCGUGAACCGGACGCUGCGGACGCACGAGACGUGGCGGAUGUAUUACCGCGAAGACGGGGCGUGGGUGAAGCCGGUGGAGGGGGUCAAGGCGCUCAUGAACAUGGCGAAGGCGGACUCGGCGAACGCGGCGAGGAUCAUGGGGGUGGUGGGCAUGCGCGGGUUCUUCUGGACGCUGGCGGGUCUGACGCUGAGUAAUAUCGUGGCGGCGUUUACGGAGAGCGUGGGCAUGGCGGUUGACCCGCGACUGGAGGAUUUUAGGAAGCAGGGGACGAACCAGAGCACGGAGGCGAUUCAGCGGAAGCAGAAGGAGGCGAUGAUGCGCGAGUUGGCGGAGAAGAGGAGGGGGCAGGUUGUGGGUAAGGAGGCCGUGGAGGAGCAGGCGGCGCCGGUGGAGACGGGUUGGGAAUCGCAGUCGUCGGCUUCUCGGCCUCAGAUUCAGACUCAGACUCAGACUCAGCCGAUUGUGGAGCAGCCUCAGGGCCAGAGUUUCUUCGAUGAUGACGAUGCUAGUCCCACGGCUCCGGAGUACAGGGCGGCCGAGCGCAAGAGUCAGGGCGGAAGUGCCUGGGAACGGAUCAGACAGCAGACUAUGUCGGGCUCUCCGGAGCAGGAUCAGGGAAGCAGGGGUUCCUGGGAAGAGGCAUCUAGCUCUGGCUCUAGCUCUGGUUCUUCCGCUUCAAGUCCGGAUUGGAGUCGGCAGCGAGAGCGCCAACAGUCUCAGGCCGAGUUCGAUCGGCUGGUAGAGGCCGAACGGAAGGCUGGUGCUGAUUCCUGGAGUGGAGGAAAGAGCUGGUGAAGUUCGAUCUACCAAGGUGAUGGCAUGGAAAGAAUGCCUUGAUUCAAUGUACAUGUACGUUUAGCCAAAC
Aspergillus steynii IBT 23096 is the source of this 1330-nucleotide messenger RNA. RefSeq names its product putative endo-1,3(4)-beta-glucanase. The coding region runs from base 109 to 1260 and encodes 383 amino acids. Lineage: Eukaryota; Fungi; Ascomycota; Eurotiomycetes; Eurotiales; Aspergillaceae. The record is from RefSeq and is a predicted model, not a curated record. The transcript has a single exon.